Molecule: messenger RNA, 3422 nt
Organism: Pistacia vera
Lineage: Eukaryota; Viridiplantae; Streptophyta; Magnoliopsida; Sapindales; Anacardiaceae
Product: disease resistance protein RPS5-like
Exons: 6
Coding region: 1-2844 (947 amino acids)
Molecular function (GO): protein binding; ADP binding
Source: RefSeq, a predicted model, not a curated record
AUGGGUAGCGUUUUCUCAGUCUCAGUCUCAUCUUCAUUUGAUCCUGUUCUUUCUCGUUUUUUAGAUUGCACUAUAAGAAGGGCAAAACACGUUCGCGACCUCAAAGAUAAUCUCAAAGCCUUGGAGACUGAAUUGCAACAAUUAAUUCAAACCAGAAAUGAUGUUACGAGGAGGGUUCGCGUUGAUGAACAAAGCCAGAUGAAACGGAUGGACCGUGUUCAAGGCUGGCUUCAAGAGGUGCAAGAGGCAGAAGCCCAAGUUGAUAAACUACUUCAACUCAAAUCUCAACAAACUGACAAAUUAUGUCUUGGAGGAUACUGUUCCAAGAACUGCAAGUCAAGCUAUGAGUAUGGAAAACAAGUGGCUGAAAAGCUGAAAUAUGUGGCUAAGCUAAGGAGUGAGGGAGCUGCUUUCCAACAGGUAGCUGAGAGGGUACCAGAUGAUGUUGCAGAUGAAAUUCCUCUUGAAUCAACAAUACUUGGAUUGGAAUCCACAUUUGAUAAAGUUUGGAAAUGCCUCGUUGGAGAAGAAGUAGGAAUCAUUGGCAUAUACGGCACCGGGGGAGUUGGCAAAACAACCUUACUAAAACAAAUCAACAAUAAGUUCUGCAAUGAGCUUCAAAGUUUUGAUGUUGUUAUUUGGGUGGUAGUAUCUAGAGUUCCAAAUUUUGAAAAGAUUCAAGAAGACAUUGGGGAAAAGAUAGGUUUAAAGGCGGAAUCUUGGAAGACAAGAAGUCUUCAAAAGAAAGCUGGGGAUAUCUUCAAGAUAUUGAUUUGCGGCUACAUGAAAGCUGACAAGCAUUUCAAAGUGGAGUUUUUGAGAGAUGAGGAAGCUUGGAAAUUGUUUGAGGAGAAUCUACAAAGUGAAGUUUUGGACCAUCCUGACAUUCCUCAAUUAGCAAAAGUUGUAGCCAAAGAGUGUGGUGGACUACCCCUUGCGCUAUUAACCGUUAGUCGAGCCAUGUCUUGCAAGAACACACCUCAAGAAUGGAGGCAUGCAGCAAAGUUGUUAAGGAACUCAGCAUCUCAAUUUGCAGGUAUGGGGACAGAAGUGUAUCCUCUUUUAAAGUUCAGUUAUGAUAGUUUGCCUGGUGACAAAAUUAGAUCUUGUCUUUUAUAUUGUUGUUUAUAUCCAGAAGAUUUUCGGAUUAAUAAACAGCGAUUGAUAGACUGUUGGAUAGGUGAGGGUUUUUUGGAUGACUCUAAUAGAAGUGAACGUGNAGUUUUGGACCAUCCUGAUAUUCCUCAAUUAGCAAAAGUUGUAGCCAAAGAGUGUGGUGGACUACCCCUUGCGCUAUUAACUGUUAGUCGAGCCAUGUCUUGCAAGAACACACCUCAAGAAUGGAGGUAUGCAGCAAGUUUGUUAAGGAACUCAGCAUCUCAAUUUGCAGAAGAUUUUCUGAUUGGUAAACAACAAUUGAUAGACUGUUGGAUAGGUGAGGGUUUUUUGGAUGACUCUAAUAGAAGUGAAGUAUAUGACGAGGGAUAUUAUAAUAUUGGUAUCCUUGUUCAUGCAUGUUUAUUGGAAGAAGAAAAAGAUAAGGAAGAUGACAAAGGAGAUUACUUUGUAAAAUUGCAUGAUGUGAUACGUGACAUGCUUUUAUGGAUAGCUAAUGAUAUUGAGAAGGAAAAAGAAAAUUAUUUAGUUGAAGCAGCCACUGGAUUAACUCAAGCACCAGUGAUUGGAAAAUGGGUUGGAGUAAGAAAAAUAUCAUUAAUAGGCAAUGGUACUUUGGCUUUGUCACAAACACCUACAUGCCAUGAUCUCCAAACUUUGUUUCUCAAUAUAGGUACGUUAGGAUCUGUCUGUGAUAACUUCUUUGACUUUAUGCCUUCUCUUAAAGUUUUGGAUCUGUCACUUAGUUUUGGGCUUUCUAAAGUACCGGUUGGAGUAUCAAAAUUGGUUUCAUUACAAUAUCUUAAUCUAUCACGUACUCCUAUAAUAGUGCUGCCGGUUGAACUAAAAGCCUUAAAAAAUCUUAAAUGUUUGAGCUUGGAGAGUACGAGCUGGCUACAAACAAUUCCGCGUCAAUUGAUAUCUAAUCUUCAAAGUUUACGUACAUUGAGAAUGAACAAAUGUGGUACCAGUGCUAAAUUUAGAAUAAAGGAUAGUGUUUUAUUUGAUGGUGGUGGUGAAGUGUUGGUGGAGGAAUGUGAUUGUUUGGAAUAUUUAAAUGUGCUGUCCAUCACCUUGCGAAGUUACAAUGCUCUCCAAAGACUUUUGAGCUCCGUUAAGUUACAGAGUUGUACUCAAUCUCUAUUCCUUAACGGUUUUUAUGAGUCAACGUCGUUCAAUAUUGCAGCUCUUGCAACUCUCAAGCAUCUUUUUCAACUAGAAAUUAGUGAAUGGGACGGCUCUGAUAUGGUGAAGGUAGGGAAUGUACAAAAAAUACGGGAACCAUCUAGUUUCUACAAUCUUCACGAUAUAAGACUAUCAAAUUGCAACUGUUUGAGGGAUUUGACAUGGAUUGCUUUUAUUCCAAACCUCAAGUUUCUUUCUAUAGACAGUUGUGAUGCGAUGAAAGAAAUCAUCAAUGUUGAAAAAUUGGGUGAAGUUCCAGGGAUGAUGUCAGAUCUAAUCCCUUUUCAGAAACUCCAAUUUCUUGUGUUAAAUUGUUUGAAGAAUUUGAAGAGCAUCUUUGCGAAGGCCUUGCCCUUCCCACAUCUCAAGGAAAUUUAUGUAUUUUACUGCCCAAUGCUUAUGAAGCUUCCAUUGGAUGCCAAUAGUGCAAAGGAACAUAAAAUUGUUAUCAAGGGAGAGGAAAAGUGGUGGAAAAAUUUGCAAUGGGAGGAUGAAGCCACUCUGAAUGCUUUUCUUCCUUGUUUCUUUCUGAUAGAUCAAUAACAAUCGUGAAUUUAUAAGGCACUGCAAAAUGCUGUUGAAUGUGGCAUUAGAAGCUCUACUUUGUGGUGCAAACCUGUGGAAGUACAACUAGUAGCCUUUCUUUCAAUGGACGUUCAAAACGAGGCCAUUCAAAAUGAUCAGCUUGAUAAGAGGAAUGCAUGUUGUAUCACAUUUAACCGCCGAGAGGCAAAGCUUGAUACAGCUUUUGGACAGUAUUUGCAUUUUUAUGUGAGUGCUACAGAAGACAAUGCAUGCAGCCUUUUGAAGGUCAAGGAUUCCAACCUCCUGGAUCAACUUUAGUGAUACAUUCUGCUUUACCAUCAGUAGUCAGAUUAAUCUUGACAGCAUGUACUCUAAAGUCUGUGUUGUAAAGAUUUUGUAAGGAACUAAUUCAAUUCUUCCUUUCUGUGCCCAAUAAACCAUCAAUUAUUCCAGAGGAGCUAUUUAUACUACACCACCAAGUUUGAUAUUCAAAAUGGGAUUGUGUUCCAGAGGAGCUAGUUUUAGCUGUGGCACAACACAAGUGACCAGAUUUUGCACUUUUACUUGCCUGAUUGGGUUUUUUAGUUAGCUUCUUC